UUAGUAUGUCUAUGAGCUUUCUGGGCAAAAGUAGCAUUCAUUAUUGUAUAUCCGUAAACUUUGUUCAUCAACAAUCUGUUCUGAUUUUUAUAUAUGUGUAAUAAGUGUUCGUUAAUAAAAAUAUUUUUUGUUCUUUGUGUUUUAUCAAUUGCCGUUUAGAAGAUAAUGUCAUCUGAUAAUAGAGAAAUUGUUGAAGAAAUUCCGGUUCCAUCUGCCGAAAAGGAACGACGUAAAAUAUGGCAAGACAAUCCGAACUCACAGGUUCCUCGAAGCACGUAUUAUCGAUGGAAAAGUAUACAAAGACGCUGUAACUUAGAUGAAGAUAGCAGUUCUGAAACAUCAGAACCUGAUAGUGACGUUAACUCCUCCAUUCAGGGAGAAAAUGAUUCUUUCGAUGUUAGUAACUCGACUAUUAGUGAAUCUAGUACAGACAAUGAAGAAGAUGGCGAAAAAGAUCAUGAAGAGGAUAGUGAAGAAGAUAAUGACAAUCUUGACGAAAGAGAUUUGGUGGCUGAAUCUGAUGAUGAACAAAUAAUCGAAGAUAGCGAUGAUGAGCACAAUAGUACAAAUAGUUAUGAAGUUGACAGUAACAGCUCGAUAGCUAGCAUGGUCAAUGCACUGUAUGAUGGUAGUGACAUUAGCUUGACUCGAAGCAUAUUACUCCUCAUGAACUUAUAUAUUCAAAAUAAACUAACGAAAACUAGUCUUCAAGCUUUAUUGAUAUAUAUACAAGAAAUUCUUCCAAAACCUAACAAUAUGCCAAAGACAUUGCAUAAUUUAUUUAAAUUUAUUGAGAAUGAAGCCCAUUCUGCUCGUAUCAUUAAAUAUUAUUAUUGUAAGAAGUGUUUAUUCUAUAAUAAUACGAACCCUGUUUUAACAAAGUGUCCAUCUUGUUCAAGUACUGAAGGAACAUCUUUUUUUUUUGAGAUAGACUUAGUUGAACAAAUAAAGUAUUUGUUUGAAGAAAGGAAUCUAGCAAAUAAACUUCAUGUUUCUAACCAUGAACCCAAUGUUAUAACUGAUAUCACUGAUGGAUCAGAAUAUAAAAGAGUCAAUUCACAUCAGAAAAGGGGUAAAUUUGAUUUAACAUUGAUUCUCAAUACUGAUGGAAUUUCUAUUGUGAAAAGUUCUAAAAGUAACUGUUGGCCAUUGAUGUUCAUGAUAGCAGAACUUCCAGAACAUCUUCGAGAAAGUUUUAUUUGCAUCAUAGGGAUAUGGUAUGACUCCACUAAAAAACCUUUAAUGAAUACAUUCCUCCAACCAUUUUGUGAGAAGCUUAUUACGUGUUUUUAUGACGGCAUUACUUGGGUUGAUCCUGCGACAAAAGAGACUUGUACGACAAGAAUUACUGCUCCUUUAUUCAUAGCCGAUGCACCAGCUAGGGCUGAGAUUCAAAACAUUCAGUAUUUCACUGGAAAAUAUGGGUGCAAUAUAUGUGAAAUAAAAAUGAAACGUUGUCAAGUACCUGAAGGGAAAAAAAGAAUCCGAGCAUAUAUUUUUAGCGAGAAAGUCAGUAGAUUAAGGAGUGAUGAUCGAAUGACGAAACAAGCUGAAAUAGCUUUCAAAGAUAAUCUCCCACAUAAAAGAGGCGUUAAAGGAAUAUCAAUUGUUUCUGCUAUUCCUCUUCUUAAAUUAGAAACAUGUGUGCUACCUGAAUACAUGCAUUCGGUUCUCCUUGGCGUUGGAAAACAAUUUAUUAAUUUAUGGUUUCACAAAAAAGGCGUUUGGAACAUAAAACAGUUUGUCUCAGAAAUAGAUGACAAAUUGAAAGACAUUCAUCCACCAUAUUUUUUCAAUAGAAUGCCACGUAGUCUGAAAUAUCUCCCAUUUUAUAAAGCAUCAGAAUUCUAUAAUGUAGUAUUGUUUUACUCUAUUCCGAUUUUUUUUCAAUAUCUGCCUGAUCUUUAUUUUCAACAUUGGUUAUUGUUUGUGGUGGCUAUAUUUUCGUUAUUAGAAAAACCUAUUUAUAUUGACUCAGAAUUGAAGCGAGCUGAAAUUUUAUUACAACUAUUUGUCAGAGACAUUAAAGAAUUAUAUCGUGAUCGACAAUACACAUAUAAUGUGCAUCAAUUGCUACAUUUAACACUAUGUAUUGAGCGUUGGGGUCCAUUAUGGAGCACGUCAGCGUUUCCAUUCGAGAAUGUUAACGGUAUGCUUGCAAAAUGUGUACACGGCACUAAAAAUCUCGGUCAAGAAAUGGCAAAUAAUUUGAAAAUAGCACAAGGUGUACAAUCAUUAAAAAUAACAUGCGCAAGUAAGAAUAAUACUGUAGACUUUUUUUCCAAUCAAUCUCAGAAACCUGAAUUGAAAGACAAUAUAAAUAUAACGGAAUGUAAUGAUUACAGAUUAAUUGAGAUUGUGAAGACUCUAAAUUUUAAUAUUGAUAACACGCAUUUUUUUGCGAGAGCAAUAAUAAAUAAUCGUGCAUAUUCGUCAACAACUUAUAAAAAAACGCAAACAAAUAGCUAUACCGUUAAAAUAAAUCUGAAUGAUAAGAUGGUUUAUGGGGAAAUUGUAGUUUUUACCAAAAUCGAAGAAAAAUUAGGCUAUAUAGUAAGAACUUUUGAUGUAGAUUAUACGAAAAGAUUUUGUCAUCGUGAGAGUAAUACAAUUGUUCAACAUAUAUUACCAAUUAUAGAAACGAAUAAUUUUAUAAAAAUUGAUGCAGAGAAUGUUGAAUGUAUAGUUCAUGUAAUAAGAGUAUUAGAUUUCAUUUGUGAGCGUCCAAACAAUUUAAACAAAGUAAUGUGAAAAUUAAAUGUAAAUAUGGUGUAAGAUAUUUUAUAAUAACAUUUUAUUUCUAUA
Molecule: messenger RNA, 2805 nt
Organism: Chelonus insularis
Lineage: Eukaryota; Metazoa; Arthropoda; Insecta; Hymenoptera; Braconidae
Exons: 3
Coding region: 166-2751 (861 amino acids)
Source: RefSeq, a predicted model, not a curated record